AAAAAUAAAAUGGAGUACAAAUAAUUAAAAGGAAAAUCAUUAACCCAUAAUAAAAAUAGGAAGUUAGCAACAGUAACUCUUUGAGUUAUUACACUUACACCCCCGAAUUUAAUGGAUUUCCGGAAUUACCCUUUGUGUCUUAGUUAACAACAGUAGCUCUUUGAGUUAUUACAUUAACAACCCCGAAUUAAAUGGAUUGCCGGAAUUACCCUUUGUGUCUUUGCAUUGCAUUCUUUUUGCCAGCUAUAAAGGAGACUACAGGUGUUAGUGUUUUGGCUGCCAGCUAAGGUAUUGAUGUCUUGUCUUUUAGUAUAGGGGUAGGGGAUGUCAUCGAGGUUUGCUUUUGGUUUGGUUUGGGUUUUGUGUUUCCGUGGCUGAUGAGGCUUGGAAGGGAAUUCGGUUUGAUUGCUGCUAUGGCUGAGAUUGCCUGGUUUGGUGAAUCUAUUUUGUGGUUUGGUGCAUUUAAGAGUCAGUGUGUUUUAUUUAGUGUGCAAGAAUUUCUAAGGUUAUGGCUAGACGAACGAACAAAGUUUGUGUCCCUUUCCAGCCUCUUUUGGAAAAGAUUGUUGCUUGGCUCCAGUUUCCACCUCCAUUCUAUGGAUUUAUAGAUGUUGCUAAGAACAAUGCCUUUGUUCGAGUUGGCCGUCCAAAUACACGUGCAAGGUUUCUUUUUUGUGGUGGAGAUGCCAGUUCGGCAGAAGAGUCUCGCGAAAGAGCAGCUCACAAGGCUGUGAAGCAUUGAUUGGUCGGUUUAAUGUUCGAGUAGAUGACUUUACACAUGAACGCCUUAAGAUGCAUCGUCUGUGUGUGAAGCUAUAUAAAAAUAGUUGCGCUGAAUUAGUCCAGGAGAGAGAGGACCUGAACCGCAUACGAUCAAAUUGCAUUUCAGGGGAGAAUGCAGUAUUUCAUGAUAUCCAUAUUUCAGUUGAUUUUGCACAAUUUCUGGGUGUCUUGGUGAGGAAAACUGGUGUCACUGCAACUGCCAUUGAGACUACUAUGGUACAGGGACAUGGUUAUAUUUCAUGGCUUAUGGUAUCCUGUCCUCAUAGUAAUAUUAUCAUGGAGUGUAUUUUUAGUGAGCCUUGUGCUGAAGCAGCUACAGCUGAGCAACGAGUUGCAAAGAAAGCAUCCUUUUUCAUAGCUUCUCAGUUUCAUCUAGAAAUUGUUGAUGCGAACUAUGGUUCUGCGGCAAAGCUAAGUGCUGAAUGUUCUUUGAUACGGGAAAAGUAUCUGAUCCUGAAAGGUCAUCUUGAAUGUUUGGAAAAGAGCUCUGAACAAUCUGAUCUUGCUAAUUGUUCAGGGAUUGAUUGUUGUGUGACACCGACUGGUGAAGAAUCACAGAUACCAGUCCUUGCUCUUCCACCGAGUCGUCCGCUUAAAUGUAGGGUCGUUGUGGAAGGAAGUUCUAAGAAUGCUAUGGAAGUAGAGACUUCAGAGCGCCUUGUUACUGGUCUGCUAGAUUUAGAAUCUGUACUUAAGCGUGCUAGGGUUGAUUAGCUAUAUGUCAUAGAGCAUGCUUAUUUUGGAUAUUGGAUUUAAGGACUUGUACUAAGUUGUUAGGGCUACUAUCUGUAAUAGUAGUAUUAGUAUGCUCCUUAUGCUUAUUAGUAACUAUUGUCUUAUGACUAGGCUGUAGUUUCUGUUUCUAUUGUCUAUGUACUUCUUUUGAUGUAAUGAAUCUUAUAUUUUCAGUCUCUUGAAUAUGAUGCUUUGCUAUUUACAUAA
This is a messenger RNA of Chenopodium quinoa (quinoa), 1725 nucleotides long. RefSeq lists its product as uncharacterized. NCBI's taxonomy places the organism in Eukaryota, Viridiplantae, Streptophyta, Magnoliopsida, Caryophyllales, Amaranthaceae. The record is from RefSeq and is a predicted model, not a curated record. The coding region runs from base 793 to 1497 and encodes 234 amino acids. The transcript is spliced from 3 exons.